Mizuhopecten yessoensis (Yesso scallop) is the source of this 2644-nucleotide messenger RNA. RefSeq lists its product as uncharacterized. Gene Ontology annotation, molecular function: protein binding. The transcript is spliced from 7 exons. The record is from RefSeq and is a predicted model, not a curated record. Lineage: Eukaryota; Metazoa; Mollusca; Bivalvia; Pectinida; Pectinidae. Bases 583 to 1803 code for a protein of 406 amino acids.
AUAUUGUAAUUUGUCCUAUUUCGUCAGUGCAUGUGUAUGCUGUAUAGGUGCACUGCAUUAUAAAUUUCGUUCCUAUCGUGUACACGGUGUUUGGUUAUGCUUGCUUGGCUGUUUUGAAACUCAAUCCCCAACUCAUCAGGUAUACGAGUAAAACGUGUAGCUGGCCACUGUAACAGAGUUACACGCAUACGAUAUCAUGUUGUGUUAUAAUUGUACAGGUAUAUUACAAAAGGUAGCCAUUGCUUAUAUACCGGACUACAAGUCUUAAGAGUGAGUGACUGGACUACUGCGAUACAACUAAGUUACAAUGGAUAUUACCAUACACAGAUAGAAAUAACAGUAACAUAUAAUAUGUAACCUUACUAGCAAACUAACCAGAGGAAAAGAACACUUACCAGUGCAUGUGUUUAUUGGUGGUCUGACUUCCUGGUUGUUAUUGAUAGGGCAAUAAGGAGAACUGGGAUUCUUAACGGAGAUAUCUAGGACAUAUGUCCUGAAAUGGUGGUGUCUUAACAAAUGUUUGAAUCUGUUGUUGGAGUUGUAAGCUGAGAGAUACAUAAUUAUCAGGUUAUCCGGGAUUCCAUGAUGGACUAUGAGGUCAAAACUCGAUUUCCAUACGAAUAUGACGAAAACAAUGGCCUCAACGGUCCAAAGCUUCUGAAAAAGUACCGUGACCGAUUUCCGUUGCUAGCUAUCGUCACAGAGGGUGACUAUGGAAAGACUGUAUUUGAUGACUUCUCUGAUGAGCAGGUGUACCGAAUUCAGGCGUAUACACGUCAGCGACGUGUAGUUGUCAAGGAGACACGUGUCAAACAAGACCCACUCAAGUGUAACUACCUUUCCUUCCCUGUAGACUCACCAUACACAUUCUGCGUGAUAAAAAGCAGAAAUAACUGUACCGAGCCAAUGAGCUUCAGUGACAUUUUAAAAGAAUACACGUGCCCAGUCAUGGUCAAGUUUUCCCCCAGGUGCAAAUACGUCAAAAUCAACGAGAUGUUGGACCACACAGAGAGAAUCGCUAGUCUGUUAAUAAUUUCUGAAUACGAAGAAAAUUUCUUUACAGGAAAUUGCCUUGACAAGGGAAUUAUAAAUCCCGGAGUCACAUUGGCAGCCCUCAGUCCCCGUAUCGUGUAUGCCGAGAUCACAGGAAUACACGGAAAGUCACAAGAAACCUUUAAAAAACAUCUAGUUACAAUGGAGAGGUUCCUACGAGAAAAUGGCGUGACGUUUGACAUUAAUGCUGGGAACCCAGCCGUGACAAGGAUCACCGAGGAAGGAACAGGAACAGGAAACAUGGUACCGGAAGUUUUGACAACCCUGAUACCAGAACUGAAAAUUAAACCACCACCAAAACUCCCAGCAAGACAAACCAGCGUUCAAGAUGAUAAACCGGAAAAGAUUCAGAACAGAGCUCUACCACCCAUCCCAACUGACAAUUCAACUCAGAAGGCUGUAGCUGUAGUCAAGCCCUAUAGGCCACAACCGCAUGAACAGAGUGCCUACUAUACUGAUCCUUUAGACAGCGAAUACACGUACCUGGACGUAGAUGAUUUGAGAAAGGAAAAGCCGGAAAAUCCGGAAGCGAUCCGAAAGUCCCUAAAGCACAAAAGUGUAUCUGAUAUCAAAAAAUGCAUGCUGGAGUUGAAACUUCAGAGGUAUGCAAAUAGGUUUGAAGAAGAACUCAUUGAUGGGCCGAUGUUCGUAGAUUUGACGGAAGAUAUCCUUAAAGAGGAAUUCAAAAUGUCCAAGCUAGAGAUCGUUAGACUAUUAAUGUUUAUAAGAACAGGCCAUAUUCCUCGAUAAACGACCGUAUCCACAUUGCUGUCAGGGAAGUGGGGUUACUGAGGGAUAGUGGUGAUUUCAGUAGCAUGUGACCUAACUCAGAUUUGACUGAAAUGAAAGAGAUGGCUUUUACAUUUCCAGAACGCCUGACUUUUUUCUCCUUAUACUUCCAUGUCAAUAUUUGUAUAUGCAUAUUUGCGUUAACCAAAUCGCUUUUGGCUUCGAAUUACGGUUUUGUUUACACAAAUGUAUAUUAUAAUUGUUUUUAAUGUAUCAAUUAAGAAAUAAUGAACGAUUACCUUACUGGUAACAUUUAGAAAAAAAACGUCCUUUAAGAAUAUCAUGUCUUGGAAGAAAUACUUCAUGGACGCGAAUGGGAGUUGUUUAAAUGAAUGUUUCAUUUAAGUUGAUCUGUACAUCUGAGGACAGCUUUUAAAAUGACAGUAUGCAAACAAAGAUGUGUUGACAUUUGGACAGGAUAUUCGUUUUUUCUAAAGUAUUUUUUUAGAAAUGUAAUUGUCUCAGUAAGCCAUUAAGAAGAUUUAUAGACUUUUGUCAUCUUGACAUUGACUAACGUUGGGCGAGGAGACCUAUAACUUCGUAUGCGAGUUUUGAAUUAUGGCAUAGUUCCAUUGUAUAUUGAUUAUUACGUAUAGGGAAUGUUACAGUAGGUGCAUGACCUGUACAAAACAACAGGUAAGCUAACAAGUAAUAUCGUAUACAUAUAUAUAUAGGAUCUUACAUCAGUUUCCAUUUCAUAGGAGAUUAGAAAAGGAGUCUGAGAACAUUUCAAUUUAGCGAGCCUCUGGCGAGCUAAAAUGAAAAAUUCGUGACGAGUUUUAUAAAUUCCAUAUGAAAUGAA